Messenger RNA from Diabrotica virgifera virgifera (western corn rootworm), 7311 nucleotides. RefSeq lists its product as uncharacterized. NCBI's taxonomy places the organism in Eukaryota, Metazoa, Arthropoda, Insecta, Coleoptera, Chrysomelidae. The transcript has 2 exons. The coding region runs from base 972 to 4463 and encodes 1163 amino acids. The record is from RefSeq and is a predicted model, not a curated record.
ACGAAUGGACUAAUACAGCCCCAAUUUUUUUUAGGAGUCGAUAUAAAACAUAAUUGGAAAUUAAAUCCUCCAUAAAAAAACACCCGCUUAAUAUCGAUUAUCCAUAAAUGACCGUAAUAACUGGUAAUAACUUCAGUAUAAGGUACUUUUAAAUUUCAUACCUCUCGCGGGUUAAGAUUAACGAUCUUCCGUCUGAUUUUUCACUACUCACACCGGCACCGUCACUGGAGCGGAGACAAACGUUAAACUCUCUUCAGCAGUGCCAUACCGUCAGUUAACGCGCAUCCGAAAUUUGAAAGGCAAACGGAGUUAAAAUUGGAUAAAAGUAUUUACCUAACAGUCAACUAUUUACAGUCCACCGGCUGAUUUAGCGCUGUUCUCAGUAAGUAGAUGAAUUUCGGAGACUGUGAGUGAGGCAUUUGAAUCGAAAUCGACACGAGUCUCGUUUGCCGUUGUCGAUUGUCGAUAGAACACCGCGCCGGCGAAUCGUAGCCACCCGCUUGCGAUGGUGGUAUACUGUACUGAUGGUGCGCCUUGCCUUAGUUUGAAUUUUCACUCGUUAAUAAACCAUUAGAGAGGUGGACGUUAGCUUCAGCGCUUUUUUAAUGGGAAAAACUAUCAUUCAUGCCCGUUAUCUGCGGUGACAAGUGUUUUGGUGCUGCUACUUGAUUUAUUCGAAUUUAUAUUUUCGAAAUGCCAACAGGCGGCGCAUUUUUCGGGCAAACAGUGAUUCAUAAGUGUUGUUUUGUAUUUUAGUGUAUGUGAAAAGGCUUUCUGUGAUAAAUUGUGGGUGAUUUUGGCGUACUGGAGCUUUUGGGGGUUUCGCUCCUCCAACUUUUCAAUGGAUUAGCUGAAGUUUCCGCAAUUAAUUUUCACUUGAUAUGUACUUGACGCUAUAAUUCAUUACCUGCACCUAGUCGUAUUCUACAACUCAUCUAUCCUCUCCAAUUCAGUUCCACUAUGACAGAAGAAUGAACUCAUGUACGAAGCGCGAUGUUGUCGACGCCAGUCACACAAGAUUGGUAAAUUUGGUUGUGCCACAGGCUUCGAGCUUUACCUCUACUAUGGACGUUAGUUGCACACGACUACUCCACGAUGACGAACUCAGCAUACGAUUACUUGGUGAUAGAAUUCGCCCUAGAUCUCGGAGUUCUCAUCUUUGUAACGAUGAUAAUACAGGAAGUACCCCUGGCCAUAAAUCUAGCAGUACUGCUCCCUUGGACGCAGUUAGCCCGUUUAACGAUAGUGACUUAGAUAAGUUAGAGAACUGUAAUGCCUCCGAAGGCAACUAUGUUAUCUGUGAUUGUUUAUAUUGUGAAAAAGACUGUACACGAUUUAUUAGUUAUUUUAUAAUAUUAAGUUUAUGGAAAAUAUUUAUGUGCCUAUAUAAAAGUCAAUGGUCAAUUGUAAAAAGGAAAUCUCACUCGGGUCGGGUGUUGCUUGCUGCUGUGUUGUUAAUAUCUUUUGCGAACGUCGAUGGCUUUGCGGAUGAGUUUGACAAAACGGAACAAUUUCUGGAUAAAGUGAACUUGGAAAAGAGCAUCGCUGCCGUUUUUAACAAAGUGGCUUAUGGUAGUACGACCAAACGAUCCAUUCCUGAUAACGUCUAUCCAGUGACGACAUUGGCAACUCCCUUAUUAACUACGUAUCGGUACGUCAACGGUAACGAGGAAUGGCUAAGGGUGGACCUGAAGAAUUCAGACCCGGUUCCGGAAAGAUCAAAUGUGGAAUUCGAACAACCGGAUUUUGAAAGCGAAAAUAAUCGAAGAGAUCUUGAUAAUGGAUAUGGUGCAGAUCUUGAAAAGGACCAUGCGUUGCCCACUUCAGCUCCUGCUGCCGAUAUUCUUAAAAACAACAACAACAAACACUAUAAUAAUCCGAACAGGUAUAACAAUGACCGGUUAAAACCGGAUUUUAAUGUAAAUAAUAAUCCUGAACAAGUUACUGAAAACAUAUACAAGACUACGACGUCGUAUAACUUACUAAGAAAUGUUAGGCCCACUAAGUCCAUUUAUGGGAAAGAGCCACCGAGUUAUGUUCCUCCUAGUCGAGCAUUUUUCACGCCUCCUCUUCCACCAGAAUAUCAAAACCCAUUUGCUGACAAACCAACUUUAAGAGGUACAAAUUCUGAUAGUUUUGCUAAUCGUAGACCCAUACCACCUCCAAGUCUAAUGCCUACUAAAGACAGAAUUCCCUUCAGACCAGACCUACCCAAAGUUAAUAUGGAGAAAAUACCUGAGAGGACUAAUAACGAACAAUACCGCCCAUCCAAUCCAAACCAUUCACAAGAGAAUAAGAACGAAAAGAAGAAAUCGUUGAACACACCUUCUCAAAACGUUAGAAUAGGUGAGUUUCAUGGAUUAAACAGAAACAUGAACGAAAGCACUUUCGAGUACGAGAAAAUACCGGCAAUAACGUCAAUUACAAGAAUCUUAAGCGGAUCAAACGGUCGACAUGAAGAUAUAUCCGAUAUACUUUUGAGAACGGUUACAGCCACUCCCAAUGUUCAACAUUUCGAACCCAAAAUACCAAAAACUAGAGCACCUGCUGCCGAACCCAGUUUGAAAAUCGACGAUUCCAGUGAAGAACCCGUAAAACCUAAAAUAGAAGAUACCAGAAACGACGAUACCACUUCCAAAAAAGAUUUUGUUCAGGAGGCUGGUCCUCCUGAUCGUUCAGAAAGUGUUACCAUAAAAAAAGAUAAUACUAUAUCUGAGAAGAAAAAUAAUCCCGAAGACGUGACCACGCAGAUGUCAGAUGUUCUUAAUUUACCCAACGUAAAGGAAAAAGAUAUCAACAAAGAAAUGAACGUUACCAUUGCUAAGUCAGACGAAAUUUGGUUAAUCUGUUGGAAUGUCCAUGUCUACUUGGUGGUGUUUGGUUAUUUCCUUUUGGCGAUGUUCUCAAUAUACAAACUAAUUCGCUAUGAAAACGAUCCUCACAUGUUUUCUAAAAGUUAUUUCCUAACUAUACAUUUAAUGCUUACUGUGAUCUGUGUAUUGCGUAUAUUUUACCUUAUAUACGAUCCCUACAAUUUGUACAACUCUUUUAAUGUUUUUCUUUAUGAUUUCCUUCAUAAUUUCCCUCUAAGUCUACUUGCGACAACUUUUGCAGUGCUGAUAUUAUUUUUACUAAAAAGAACUUUGACGCAUUUGGAAAUUAAAACUCGUCCAGUUAUUCUUGUGGUGGUUGCUUUAUUACACAUAGCUUUAUGCUUCUGUCUUAGCAUUGUGGAAACCAUGGGUCACUUCGAUAAAGCUAGCUUAAAUGUAUGUAAACCGUUCUUCGUUCUGUUAGCUUGGGCUCUUGGUUUCAGCUAUCUGUAUCUUUAUAGGAUAAUCAAGAAUGUUCUUGCAAAGAAAAGUCAGAACUUGUCUGAAAUGUGCACACAAAAUAUCUCUUACGCUAGUCAUAUUACUAUAGCUGUAGCUCUUCUAUUUAUUCUCUUGGGUCUAGUGCAGGUAUACGCACUAUUCUUUAUAAAAGUUGAUCGUUUCAACAAGGAAAUCAAACACCACUGGAUAUUGUGGAGUUUUGAACUAUCGGUAAGAUUUAUAGAAAUAUCUAUAAUUACUUUACUGGCCAUUGUUGUGAGUCUAAAGAUGUCUCAAAGAGAAAAACAGUCUGCGGGCGGCUUCCCUCUUUUCCCAUGCACAACAAGCGAUUCCAGCACUGAUAAUAUUUACCCUAAUAAUUGUAACACUAAUCCUAACGCACUUAACUACAGUAGACAAGAAAUGAUUAUGGAUAACAUUCCAACAGAACCUGUGGAAAGACCAAAUUUAUUGAAAAACGCUUUCCAGAACGACUCUUUUGAUAAGAAAUCUACGUUGGAGAGAUAUCAAAGCGAUAGUGAACGUGGCAGUAAUUUCGAUAGAUUCGAACGACCCAAAUGGGGAUCUGACAGAUUUGAUGCCCGUACAAAUGAUGGUUCUAGUUUAAAUAAUUUUGUGCAACCAGGUUCUGGUAACUUCGAAAGAGGUCCUCACAAUUCUGUCCAAAAUUCGUUAAGAAACGAGAGAUCCUCCGCAAGAAAAGCUUAUGAUUCCGCGAAAUACUACGUUAAACCCAAGUAUGACAUGGAAUAUACUAAUGAAGAUUACCAACAAGAUAUGUUUGGUAAUAACGCCGACAGGAACAUAUACAGUGAGCCUGUUGAUAACCCCGGUUCACACCAGUAUGAGAGAACAAGACAUGAAUUUGAGCGAUCAGACUUCGACAGGCGAUCUAGAAAUAGUUCAAACACCUCUGGUCGCAGGUCUACUGGGCGAACGCGAAAGAACCACCCCAGACCACAUUUAGGAGUUCAGACUUUACCGAAUCACGACAGGCAUCAGUUGCAGGAUUCUAUGUUGGUAGACGAGCAAGGAUUCGUGCGAUUCAGACAUAUGCAAGAGGAAUUGGACAAGCCGAAGAAGAUCAAACGCCAGAUUAGUGACCAAAAUCACUAUAGUGAUGCGUAACUUUACGUUAGGGCUAAGCAGAAACGCACAGACGGUGAGGUAUUUUUGUAAGACAGCUAAUCGAGUACAGGAUGUUGUUUAUUGACUGGUAAAAAUCAGUUAUCUAGUAAGAUUUGGUCAAAUAGUCGAUCAAAUUUGAUAGAUGACUGUGGAUAUUUAUUUAUUUUUUAUAAACUAACCUGUACUUAGCGGUUCAAAUAAAAUAGCUCCAAGAAUUACAUACGUAGAAGAAAUAUCAUUUUCUGUGUGUUUCUUUUCUUAGCUCGUUGAUCAUAUUCUCAGUAAGUCAAAAUGUAUAUAUAUUUUGGCCUAAAGUUUCUCAUCUUUGUAGAAAAAAACAUGGAGCCAAAACUAAAGAUCUGAGUUUAACAACAAUGACUUAUAAAAAAAUAUUUAGCCCCAAGGAGAGAGAACAGUGAGUAGAAAAGUGCUGUACAAUAAUAUAACUUCUCGAUUGUAAUUUUUAGUAAUCCAGAUCAAAUUUUUAAAACAUUCCUAGUUUAAUUGAAUAAUAAAUAGAUACAAUUACAAUCAUUACGCUGAGAUCUCUUAACGUUAUUCGACUAUGUAUAUUGUUUCAGCUAUGUAAAAUCAAAAUCUGAUGUGAGAUUUAGCCUUGUUAGAAGCUAAAUUCUAGACAUCCGUUAUUUUCCGACAGUCGGAUGGUCCUUCGAUCGGAUAGCCAAGCGGGACGAGCGGUGGGCCGCACAUCACUUCGCCGUGAUGAAUGCGAGUUCAAUCCCCAGCCCGGUGAACGGAAAAUAAAAAGGCUAACGCAGCAGUUUAAAAUUCAUAUGAAUCUGAGGCUUAGGCUGGAAUAUGCGUCUGAUCGGCCUAUGGGAGAGCAGGACGACAAGGGAUAAGGGCUUGCUGCUCAGUGAAACUCCCUCAUAGAUCUCUACCGGAAGGGCGUUGACUCCUAAAUGCCGGUGUAUAUGCUACUCUGUAUCUUAUGAUAAAAAAAACUUUUUCUCGUUUUCUUUUUUUCUCGUUAGAAGUCGCUAAAUGCGUGCAUUGGUAUAUUAUUUUAAUAUAAUUGCCAACCAGUCGCUAGUCGGUGCGUUUUGAUUGAGUUCAAUCUUCUUACAAGCCUCUCUGAUGACGGGUAGACCUAUAAACACGUGUCAGAGGAUGGUAAGAUACUCGAAAGAAUUCGAAGACUCAAGAGAAGUUGAAUCGAAACGCAACCGUCUAUGUUAAUUUUUUUCCAAUUCUGUUGUUUUCUCUAUACUUUUCUCAUUAUUUUUUUUAAGUUGGUUUAUUUUGAUCGUUUUACAAUAAUUGUCGAAUUAGCAACUCAAAAUUAAUUUUAUUAACACUGACAAAAGAUUCAAAAGCAUUUAUUUUUUCAUUAGAUUUAUUUCAUUGUUAAGUGGUUAAAGUAGUAGCCAAAAGUAAAACCAUGUUGGAUUGGUCCUUUUUGUUUAUGAAAUUAAAUUGCAGUUAAAUUCAGAGUUUGUCACAUUCCACAUGUAUUUUAUUCCGUCUAUCAUUUCUGUCUCUGUGUGCUGUUUCUCUAUCGAGAUAUCUUAAUCCUCUGUCUAAUAAUAUGUAUGGCAUAACUAAUAUAUUGGAGAAUACCAAAAGCUAAAUAAAUAUUGUUUUCCUAGACAAUCUACUAGACAAACUAAUUAUUUGGUUCCGUUAUAAGGAGAUUCUCGUUAUUUCUUUUGAAUUUUAGGUAUUCUCUAGAUAGAAGUGCGUAUGUAGAAUCUGUGUUUCUAUUGUUAAAAGCCCUUUUGUGUUCUGUUAUCCGUUCGUCAACGGUUCUGCUAGUUUGACCGAUGUAAGUUUUCCAUCAUGUAACGGUCGAAUCCAUCAAUUAAAUUUCUUGUCCAAACGAUAUAUAAAUAUACAGUGAAGUUAUUAGCAACAAAAAUUCAACUUUAACAAACUAUUUGGUCAAAUGGGCACUUCUGAUGAAAUAUCCUAAUCCUAGUAUAUGUCCCUAUAAUAAUUAUAACUCUUUCUGCAUAGUAAUAUUUGCGGUACUACUGAAAAUUUUCACUGUAUUUACUUACUUUCACGAAGUUUUCACCACAUAUUGGUGAAGCAUGUCAUGUCCACGCAAGUGGACAUUUUCAAAAAUGUAGUUGGAGUUUAUAUACAUAUUUUAUAUAAUAAUGUAUUUCCAUCAAAUAGAGGUCUCCUCAAUUAAAUGCGUUGUUAUAAAUUUGAUCUGAUUACUGUAAAUCAUGAUUGAUGUAACAUUGAUAUUGAUUAUUUAUUUUGAAACUGUGCGGCACUUUUUGCUAAAUAAUUUGUCGAUGCAUUGGGGCAAUAGGCAUUAUAAAUGUUUAAUUUUCCAAUUGUUUUUAAAGGUGAUAUCUACUGAAUACUCUUGCAUCUUUCAGUGUUGAAAUAUGGAUUAUAAAAGAUUACACUUAUUGUUAGAGAUAUUGUACCCUAAAAUAUACUUUAAAGUAGCAAAACUUGUAUAUUGCAAAUUCUGUAAAUAAUAAUUAAGAAUCUAUAAUUUUAAUUUUUUAUAUAAUUUUAUACAUUAUUUGUACGAUACAGGGUGUUCGUAUUUAACAAAACAAGGCAGCUGGCUCUAGCUCUCUAAUCGUUAUGUAGAGGAAUGAAAUGUGAAAAACUCGAAUCUCCUUUUUCCCUAAUACUUUGUAGUUGUACCCUGUAUGAUGCUUUUAUUUAUAGAACAAAAAAUGACUGAACAUUUGUGUAAUUUAUUGAUUAUAUUGAAUCUAUAAUUAAAAUCGGGCUAAACAAAACAAAAUUUUAAAAGAUAGAUUUAUUGACCGUCCUUACAUUUUAAGGGGGUAACAUCUGUAAGUUAUUGUGAACUCUCGGUAUUUUUUACUUUUUGUAGAAAUGAGUACAUGUAAUA